Molecule: messenger RNA, 13216 nt
Organism: Porites lobata
Lineage: Eukaryota; Metazoa; Cnidaria; Anthozoa; Scleractinia; Poritidae
Source: the annotation of a GenBank genome assembly
AUGCCGUUGAAUUUUAGCAUGGUUUCCGAUUUCUUUUACCCAAACAUGGGCGGAGUGGAAAGUCACAUCUAUCAACUAGCGCAGUGCCUUAUACAGAGAGGACAUAAGGUGAACUCUAAUAUUGUUUAACCAGAUUUUGCGACUGCUUAGCUAAACUAUAAAGUACAGGGGUUCUCAGAAUUCUUAAUUUAAAGACGUUUUUUUGUUUUGCUAGUGGCCAAAUAAAACGAGCAUUGUAGGUCAGUUGCACUGAAUUUUUGAGAAGCGCGAAACUUAGCUCCUGGCUUUUUUCUUGUCCUGUUGAUCAGAUAGGUUACCUUUAAUCCUUAUUAAUUAUCCACCUAUCCUAAGGGGUUGCUUUAAAGUGGCAGGGUAUUCUGCAGUUAAGUCCUUAUUAAUCAAGUUCCUUUUAAAUCAGAGAAACUUUACUAGGACAGUAAAACACCCUAAUGUUUUGGUUCCCAGGUUGUUGUGGUCACACAUUCUUAUGACAAGAGAAGUGGAGUUCGUUAUUUAACCAACUAUCUCAAGGUACAUGUAUGAAUAAGUAUAUUAAAAAAAUGAUAUAAUCUUUCCUAUGUGUGACUUUACUUAGGAUCAUAAGGCUGGGAUAACAACAGAGAGAGAAGGGUGUGGCGGAGGGGGAAGGGGAGGGGACAAAGUACAAAACACUCUCUGGGGAAGAAUAGAUAUUUUCUUGAUCUGCAACCACAAUGUUUAAGACUGACUGAGAUGCUGACAUGCCGUGCUUAAAACUCUAAGAUAGUGUUUAGGGGUUUCCUUUCAGGCUGGAUGCUAGCCUGCAAAGCAGGCAUAUUUUAGAGCGCGAUCCAUGAUUUGUUUUCGGGAAUGACGUUGUUAUGCCAUCUUGGACAUUAAUACUACCAGAGAGUUGGGAUGAGUCAAAAACUGAUUUUAAGGGAGAGUUUGACAGACGCCCUUAGUCUUUUCCUUUGCUUUUCAUCACAUAGUUAUGUGAUGAAUACAAUCCCAAAAAACAGAGAUAACUCCUGCAACUGCGAACCAAUAUUGCAAAAUCAAACAAAAGUCAUUUUGAUGAACAUUCAUAACAACUUGCAUUUUAGAGCAUCCAAUUGUCACAAUUUCCAGUCGCCCCUAGAAGUUCGUGCCUCCUGUACUCAACUUUUCACACAUGUGGCACUAAUGGUGAAAGCCUGCCAGCUGAAUCCCUGCAUCUGGUAAUUCUACAUUGUAAAUGCUACCAAAACCCUGUGCGUUUUAUGCUUCAGUAGCAUUUACAAGAUUAGGAUUGUUUCUUUGAGACCCUCCAGUUUUCUACAGCAGCUAAAACUCCCUGCCCCUUUCAUUUAGGAAGGUAUAUUCAUGGGCCAGGCCUGUGCUACUUGUGGAAUAUGGGGUGAAAAUUAAGCCCAGUCUGCACUCCCUCUGGGGGCCUAUUUACAGACUGAGUAUUCAUAGCAACUUUAUUUGCUGUAUUUAAGGUUUAUUAUCUUCCCUUUGGUACCUUUCAUAACCAAUGUGCAUUACCGACUCUCUAUACAACACUGCCAUUAAUGAGAUGUAUAUUUCUUCGCGAAAAGAUUACAAUAGUACAUGGACACUCAGUAAGUCUUCAAAUGAUUAUUAUUAUCUGUAUUUUUGUUGUUGUUUUGUUAAUAAUGAGAUUCCCUUGUGAGAUAUUUUUGUAUCAUUGAUAAAUUGCAAGAUUCUCCAUUGCUUUGUCUGCAUUUGUAAAUCAAAGGGAGAAUUUCACAUUUGAUUUGAUCAAGAAUCACUAAGGGCCUUAUUUAUCUGUUACUUAGUAUAUGUAUCUUAAUAGGGAUCAACAUGAGCAUUGCUCAUUUUUUGUGGGAAAAGAACAGAACCAGUGUACAUAAUUAACCCAUUCGCCCCUGAACCGCCCGUAACCGCCCGUGCGGAUCCAGGUCCUUUCUACCCUUUGUGACGUCAUCAGUUUUAACGGUCAAGGACAACUUUCUUCGCACACGUGUGCAGAGUGAAGAGAUCUUUCAAACCAUACCAGAAUGAGCACAAUUCAGUCAAGGACACCGGAGAAAGAAGCAAAAAACCACGUGACAAGGACCUGAAAAUCUCCAUGAAAAUCUUGUACCAUUACCCACCUACCUUUCCUUUCACCUAAUGCUAAGAUCCUAAAAGCUUUCCUAAAAACUCUUCCCACCAAAAUGAAGCCUACUAAAUGCCCAGCAAGAGAAAAAAAAAAUGAGGCAAGAAAAGCGAAAAAAGAAGGGAGGAGAGAAAGCGAAAAGUAAAAGUCAAGACUGCUGUGUCACUUUUAAACCCAAAAACUAUGUCGAAAUUUUGCUUUCUGCGCAUGCCCGAACUUUGCAAGCUGAUAUUUUGCAUCUGGAUCAGAAGGCCGCCAAGUGUACGACCUGUAAACCGGUUUGUGGUAAGUUUUAGCUCUUUAUAGCAUGACAGUGACCAGAAAACCACUCGACUAGCUUCAAAACGCGUUUUUGGGCAAAAUCUCCAGGAGCGAAUGGGUUAAUGAAACUGAUCUGGUAUAUGAUAUCCUUUCUUACUGCCUGAUUAGAUAGUUGAAAAGCAAGAUUAAUAAAAUAACCUACAACUGUAGUACAGAAAAAUUCCUCUUAUAGCCUGUAACCAUGGUUAGGUUGCAAUCUGUUUCCUCUGUUUUGUUAGUUGUAAGGCUACUCAAAGCUAUCAUGAUCAUACAGUGCAGGCCAGAACUAAGUGAAUCCAAAAAUAUAUGCAUAAUGCACAAUGUAUGCAUUUGGAAAUAUGCGUACAUGUCAGGCUGGACGCAUAGAUCAGUCUGAGCUGUCAAUGCACAUGCGUGUCUGAGGUGUAAUAUGUCAGUUAAAAGUCAAGCACUGAUGCAUAAUAUAAAAUUGAUGUACUUGCUUUGCAUCUUCAUUGUUUGCUUACCAGUAAUAAUUGUUCUUGCCUGCACAGUAAAGAGCUUUUAAACAAUAAAAUUAACUCAUUCAAGCAUGUUGGUUUACUUUGAUGAAUUGAUUGAUCAAUUCAUCAAAGUAAACCAACAGUUAAUUAAUGAGCAUUAAUUUUAAGUCUCUUACAUUCAGUGUUAAAGCUUCUCUUUGACCGAUGGCUCUUUGGAAUUUUGCCCUCAAAACUGGUCAUUAACAAGUAGAAUUACCUACAUGAACCGUUAUACAGUGAUAUGGAUUCUUUGGAUGAAAGGAUUUUACCCCUGCUUGCCCUUUUUUUUUGGUAAAAAUGGUUUUCGCAAGUAACGUACGUGUACAUGUAUCUGCCAUUCAUUGUGUUGACUUCUUUUCAAGGCUUUUUCUACUUUAUGUCAUGAUGCACUUCUUCAUGCUCGCACUAUGGGACUCCAUACUCUGUUCACAGACCAUUCUCUCUUUGGUUUUGCUGAUGCAAGUUCCAUCAUUACCAACAAAUUUUUACAGUUUUCACUGGCAGACAUUGAUCAUGUGAUAUGCGUGUCACAUACAAGGUUUGUAAUUCAUGGAAUUUCGCUGUGCAUUUGAAAGAGGCUGUACCCCUGACAGGGAGUACAUUUACCCUUCAAUUGGGUGUGGUUUUAGACUUUGCAUUCUGACAGUAUAUUUUGCCAGGACUUGAAAAAAGUCCUGUCUGUCCUCUCUGGGUAUCCAGGUAGAUUUUCUUGUUGGCAAUGAACUUUUAAUCCUCAUUUGCUCAAGGAGCAGAUCAGGUUCAGGCAAGUUACAUGUAACUUCUAGCUAAAUCAUAAACUUUGACAAGGGUGAAAAGUAAAAUUUGUGUGCUUGUUGUCCUAAGAACAAGCUUAAAUUCAAAGUUUCUUCAAGCUCAAAUUUUACUCUUUUGAAAUGCAAUGAAAGGGAUAUCACCUUCCAUGACGAAAGCUGCUAGACAGUAAAAUCUAACAAUCUAGCACUAAAUGCUCAGAAUGGCAGUUUUCUCAAUCUUUUUGUGGUGAAUUAUUUGCUUUACCAACUUGCUAAAAUAUAAUGUUUGGACACUGCAAGUGGGUUCAUGUAAAUAAAAUAAUGCAUUCUGUAAUUUGGUUGCCUUUGUUUAGUAAGGAGAACACAGUGCUUCGUGCUUCUAUGAAUCCUUGUAUGGUGUCAGUGAUUCCUAAUGCUGUUGAUGCUGAUGUAUUUACUCCUGAUACUUCAAAGAAAACCAAAGGAAAAGGUGAGUUUUGUUGCAAUUGUUAACGCCUGCAACACAAGUGUAAUGUCCACUUACUUAGGCAUGAUGCAUUGUGUCCUAUUACAUUGUAGUACAUGUAUGCUGUCUGGAUGCUGUCUGAAAUCAAGAAUUUUGUGAAUAAUACCAAAGUUUAAAUUACAGGGGAUAAUAAUAUGUAUAAAUUAAUUUAAUAAUUUUGAUUGCUGGCUAAUUGGAUAUUCAAAACUUCAACCAAAAAGGCACCUCGACCACCUUUAUCUUAUGUAACUGACAAGUUACUCUAGUUUGAAGACUUCAUUAAAAAGUACCUUAUCGAGAGAGCUAUAAAUUAAACUCGCCUGACCAUGAUAGCGGAGCUCUCGCGUGCGAAGCAUGCGCAGUGGAGCACCAUGGGUAAGAAAAUGUGGUAAUCUACCCAUCCGAGAAAAUUUGGUAAUCACGUGACCGUACGCCCGACCGUCCGUCCGCACCGCAGGCAUACCAAUGUUAAAUAACUCAAUCAACAGGUAGGGCAACUCAUAUGCAACUCGAGGUUAUUUUGGCAGAAAAUCGCAUAGCCACCCGUGUCUUGUAAAGCAGAGGUAGCUAAAGAGUCAAUAAAGACAAAAUCGGAAAGCGGAAAUUGUUUCUGUAUCUGUGUUUUCUAAAUUAUUAAGCUUAGACUAAUUGUCAUGUCCACAAAUUUGGAAUAUAGAGCAAGAGAAAGACAGAGAAAAAGAGAAAAAGUGGCAGGCCAGCGAAGCUCAACGAGAAAAAGGACGACAGAGAUCUAGAGCGAGAGAUAAAAAACAAAGGAGACAUUUUUUUGUCGGAAGAACAACAUGAAAAUUAAUAUUUUGUAGCAGCGGUGACAAUACUAGCGGCCACCAAUGCAAGGAGAAAAUGAGUGGCAGUGAAAAAAAGGUGAACAAGAACACGUACGACAUUUCCUCCAUAAAAAAAGUUUCUGGAAGUUUCAAGUUGUAGUCGUGCAAAACAACGGCAAAGAAAUGUACAAAAAAAGUGUGCUGCACGUGUAAAGUUGCUUUUUUGCUAAUUAGACCUAUUGCUGUUUUUUCACCGCUCUCUGGCAUUGCCUUAGCCGCUUAGCAUUAUACGAUUUUAUAUUUUGUUUGAACAAACUAUAAAUAUUAUCGAGAGCUUCACUUUUAGCCCUUGCUAAAUCUAUAUAUUAUGGCAGCUUACAUUAAAUCAUAAUUAAGUGUUAAGAGCCCAAUUUUUCAAGCUAUUUAGCUUGUAGUGGGCUUCCUCGCCACUCGAUCUAUUACAAGAGUUAAGUCAUGUAAUAUUAAAUUUAAUUUUGAACUAUUUUUGUACCUUUUCCUGCCCUGUAAAUUUGCAAUCUUAGUAAUGUUUUUAUUUCCUUUUUCUUUCUGUAAUAUUUAUUUUAUGUGGCAAGUGUAAAAUAAAUAAAUAAAUAAAUAAAAUAAAUAAUAGGGGUCAGUCAGCCAAAACUAAAAUUACACUUUCAUUUGUAAUAACAUCUAUUACAAUUUGUUUUAGUUACCAUUGUUGUUGUCAGUCGACUGGUUUACAGAAAGGGUAUGGAUCUAUUAGCAGGGAUAUUGCCUGUUAUGUGUUCCAACCACUCAGAUGUGCAGUUUAUCAUCGGUGAGUUUCCAAGAAGUCAUUUUGGAGUGGCAAAUGGUGUCUAGAUGUUGAUGGAUCAGGGUGAUGAGCAGAUUGUGGGGACAGUGUAAAAGAUAAUUAUGUGAGCGGGAAAAACAGUGAUGGGGUGGGUCAGUGUUUCUUUCCUCCUUAUUUUUUUUCGCCAUUCUAUCUAAAUUUGCACCACACUCCACUAUCUGAAUGCCUGGAACAGGCUGCUAAGUGAGCAGAUACUACAGUUUCCCUCAAAAAUUAACAUUCCAAAUGCAAGAAGGAAUGGAGAUUCAGUAUGUAAAAGUACUACCUGAAAAUCAUUGUAUAUUUAUUUACUUAUUUCAAUACCUCAUCUGUGGUAUUUGAGUUCUCAUGGGACAACAGUCAUGAUGUUCUGUUUGGUUCCAUUGUUUCUUACAUGUUACACAAACAUUUACUGUAUGAUUUUCAGUAAUUAUAAUUUCUUUAUUAUUGUUUAGGUGGUGAUGGCCCAAAACGCACUCUCCUUGAAGAUGUUUGUGAGCAAUGUAAACUUCAAGACAGAGUUGUGUUUUUAGGCAAGUUGGAACAUGAAAAAGUUAGAGAUGUGAGUGUACCUUACGGUAAUCAUGUUGAAAAUUUACAUUGCCAUAAUAUCGAUUGAAAAACACCACUCAAUAAUAGGUAAUAGUAUUCUAACCAUCUGCGAACAAUUCCUAUAGUACAAAUUAGAUAUGGAAGACCAAGCUCAAGGCAUUGAGAAAGUGGAACUUCUAGCAGGGCUGCAAAUAUUAGUCUUUCAUUGGACAUUGGCCGACCAAAAUUUGCUAGUGUCCGACGAAAUCCCACCAGUGUUCAGUUAUUAUGAGUGGAGAAUUGACAACAUGUUGUCACUUGAAUAAUUAAUUCUGUAAAUGACUGAGAGGCUGUUGUUUUUAUCUUGUAUAUCCACUGACCUUGUAAGUAUUGUAUUUAUUUUUGGUUCUAUCCUUUUGGCACCUUUUUAAAGGUAUUUAAAAACACCUUUCUAGUGUAUUUGUUAAUGUAUCUGUUUCGUUUUCACUGAACGAACCAUCAUUUUGUGUUGUGAUAGUGGGCUACAUUAUUGACAAACUACGUCGUGUAUACUAAUAUCUAUUGGUUGCAGUUGGCUACCAUUCUGUUUUAGCCCAAUCAAAAUGUCUGUGCUUUGUCCUCUACCAGUCUAGAUUAUCUAUAAUACAAAUUUCUGACAGUAAUGUAAUUGUUUUUCUAGGUUCUUGUCCAAGGUGACAUAUUUCUUAACACAUCACUCACAGAAGCAUUUUGUAUUGCCAUUGUUGAAGCAGCUAGUUGCGGGUCAGUAACAGUGUCUGUCAAUUUUCAAGUAUUGCACUCAGCGCCAUUGUGUUUGAUGAGUUUGUGAGCGCCCUUUGCAUUCUUUUAUUUUUGUGGUUGGUUGGAAUGGUUGGAAUGCCUCUUUACUCUCCUACAGCUGUAUUUUCGAUUUGAUAUGGUGGCUGGGAUGUCUGUUUACUCUGUCAUCUUUCAUUUGAUAGGUAGCCUGUUCCAGGCUUCGAGAUAGUGGUGAAAAGUCGUUCAGUAAAAAGAAAUGCGAAAAACGCGCGGGGGCUGGGGAGAGCCUCCGAGAUAGUGGUGAAAAGUCGUUCAGUAAAAAGAAAUGCGGAAAACGCGCGCCCCCUUCCCAAAGUCGCCCGCGUCUUAUUUUCGCUUUGCUCGUUUUAAUACGUCCGCACUAUACUAUCUGAGAGCCUGGCACAGGCUAUUUGAUAGGGCAAGUGGGAUGCCUGUUUUCUAACUUUUCAUCUUUGUCCCUGGACUUUUAUGCAGUCUUCAGGUUGUCAGCACCAGAGUGGGUGGGGUCCCUGAGGUUUUACCUAGCGACAUGAUCAAAAUGGCGGAACCAAGUGUUAAAUGUAAGUUAGGGCUUUAGUUAUAGUGGUAUUAUUUUAGCUGUUAAAUCCCUAUACAUAAAACACGCUAGUGUACAAUACUCUAUGUCAGAUUUUGUUUAAGCACGUGUCACUCGGAGAUAAUGGUUUCAUGAUUAUAGCGCCCGCUUCCCGUAUUUUUGACAUACAGAGCCAUCAUCACGCAUUUCGCCUGUUUUCGCGGAUUGUUUAGACUCUCAACAUUGGUAAUUUUCUUAGUCAAACUGUCUCUUGUAUUUCUUCAUACAAGGUAAUCUUCAGAAAUCAUUUCGGACAGACACAUGGAAAGCCUUGUGCUCACCAUUAUUCUAUCAAACGAUAAUGCGUAAAAUCAAACUCUUUCCAAGGUUCAAAUAAUAAUGCGUCUCUAUAAUAAAACGUCCAUAAUAUUUAGAAUUACCUGUAUCUUCUGGCAUGGAGAUUACAUGUAUUUAUUACUUAAAGAUCCCUGUUGUGUUUAGCCAUGAAUGGAAAAAGCGAUCCCCCAGUCCUAAAAACUUAUCUUGCAAUGCUACGCACAUUGGCAGGUGAGGUUUUUUACUUUUUAUGUAUCAAAUAUUUCAGCUCUUUUAAUGGCGUUGGAAAGCGCUGUUCAAAACGCGCGUGACAACAGAGUGGUUCCAGCCGAUGAGGCGCAUGAACGGAUAAGAACCAUGUAUACGUGGCAGAACGUGGCCAGGCGUACGGAAUUAGUAAGUGACACUUUGCACACGUUCUAAACACGCUUAAAAGCGUGUUUAAUCACUUACUUACAACAUUCAACUUUAUUCAGUAUUUUAAAGGAAAAUUUACUGUUUUGCUCUAUCUGCAAAUAGCAAGGCUAAUCUUGGUAGGUAGAGCAAAAAAGAUAGCUUACUCACUCAUUCUCCUCUGGCACAUAAGGCCUCUAUUAGUUUUUCCUGUCGGUGUUUCAGUAACAUGUGGUUUGUCAGUCUUGCGCUAAACCCCAGGCCUGAAAGACAAGGGUGUUGUUUAGCGUGGUCCCUCUCUCACAAACCAAGCCAACAUGGUUGAACCUGCCAGAAGCAAAAGCACCCCCCGGAAAACACGUAGCUCUAGGGGAUGUAAGGGCACGCAUUCCUCCAAUCCGCGUCAAGGCACUACACCAAGGGAGGGUGGUGCUGUGGCUUGUGGUUUAGUGUGUUUAUCUACUUGCAGACUUAGGGCCUCUUUACAUGAGCCCGGAUGACCGGACUGGCCCGGUACAGGACCAAUCUGGGUUCAUAUGAGAAAUUUCAGCCUGGUUUCCGAUAUGAGAAAAAGUCAAAGAUCCUGGGGACGAGUUCUUGCGCCAAGUUCGAGAAACAAAGCAAACAUGGUGAAACACAAAAAUUACAACUUUCGCGCCUAUCAGUAUGACAAUGCGUCUGACUCUCUCUUAACGGACAGGUGUUUACCAUUUACACAAACCACCCUGGUGGAAAUCUUGCAUAUAAACAUAAAACUAUAAAAUGGGACGUGGUAGAAGAACGACCCGCUACAAAGUACUUCCAAAUCAGCUGAACAGACUAAAAAGAGUAGAAAAAACUGCAUCGCCUCAAAUCACAGCCCAUAUUUUCUGAAGCUUUCCAAACGGAAUGGCGCGAACCAUUUGAUUUUCCAACUGGAAUUUCCGGUUUUUCCAUGUAAAUAGUAAGUACCACUAGAGUCGGUCCCUGUUUUUGUUUACGUCUUUUUUUUCACUCACUAUAAGAGGGAAAUUACUCUUAGAAAGACACUUAGUGCCAGUCACGGCAGAGGUGUCCGCCUUAGUACGGCCGAGAUAAUUGACAGUACUCUGCCUGAUUGUCGUGUAAUCACCCAACUUCUCAUUCACUUUCACUAAAACACGCCAUCCUCUCCCUUUCCUUUUUUAGCUAAAGUCCCGUGCAAACGACGGACGCAACAUUGUUGGCCAACAGCUCCCAAUAUUAUUGGAUGUUACAUGUUGCGUCCGUUUGCAAACCCUGUUGCAGGUUGUUGCAUGUUGUUGCGUGUUGUUGCGCAAAGUUUAAAACCGGUCAAACUUUUCAGCCACCAACUCCCAUAAUUUCUUUUGUUCCGUGAUCUUCGAAGUGUAGCGCAACAAUCAAGGUCCAGACAUUGUUGGGAGUUGCUGCAUCCAUUUGCACGUAGCUUAAUUGUGUUAACUGUAAUUGACGGUCACGAACAGGUUUUUGUUUGUUCUUUUAUUUUCAGGUUUACGAUGUAGUUAGCAAUGUUCCUCCUGUUUCAUUUGAUCUGAGAUUGAAAAGGUAACAAUUCUUUGCCUCCACAAACAUUUGUAUCCCCUAACUCCUUCUCAAAACAGACCUUCUUCACAAUACCCGCCCUCCUUGCAUGCACUUAGGGAAUGAUGAUAUAAAAGCCAUGUCACGUGAUUUCUCGUGGGGGGGGGGGGGGGGGGGUGGGAGGGAAGUGAUAAAAUCUGCUGAUAAAAGAAGGUACGGUCGAGCAUUUUCAAUUUUGACAACAGAAAAUGAAGAAAUUUUUAUCUUAAAGGUGGUAAUUAUAGCAAAUUAUGGGUCGAAGUGAUCAUUGUUACUCUUUUGGAUGCAGUAGCAACCGCAUAUGUCCUCAAAGCAGACAAUAAUGACGUAGAACUUGUCGAAACUCGAACUGUACAUUUUGCAAGACUAAAAUCGUCGUCUCGUUUUGACAGACUGAACAAACCGCGAUUACUCGUAUUACAAAACUUUAUCACUUGUUUGUCCCCUGAAGUUGACCACGUGACAUUGCCUUUAUCCCAUCACUUAUUCUAAAGCGCUACAAAGAUGGCGGGUAUCGUGCGGUGAAUAAGGUCUUUUACCUAGUUUGCAUUUUACGUUGAUUUAUCAUUGGUUGAUACUUAAACGAAUCAGAAACGAACGUUUCUUUUCAACCAGUCAGUUGCUAAACUGUUGCUUGAUCUCAAUUGUCUCUUCCUUUGCUUGAGCUGCCCACUUUUUUAUACUUGAAUAAGAGACAAUUCUUUCUGUUUAUUGAGUUUUAAAUUUUUUGAAUUUCCUCUGUACAACGCACUUACCCUCGGCUUUUUUUUGCGAGCUAUCUGUUACACAAAAAAUUGCCUAGUAUAAUACCCUCUGGAAUGAACAUGUCAGUGUUGCGACAAGUCUUGGAAACAAGUGUUGCGAAAGGGAGAAUCAAGUUCUACUCUGUGCAACGAGUUUGGCAAUGCUGCAACUCUGCAACAUUGCAAGGAACAUUUUAAGGGAAGUUGUCUUCUGCAACUUGUCUCACAGUGGCACGAGGAAAAUGUGCCUAAGCAGGAUCUACCACGGCAACCGUUUUCGCUUUCCUGGGCUUUUUGUGCUUGUAAGUUGUUUUCUGGUCUUUUCUGUUUGGUUGUAUACUACAACUAGUUACAAAAGUAUUUGAGACACUGUACCGUAUUUUGGCUUAAAUGGCCUGUCCAUGCAGAUCUUGUGCUUGUGAUCCCCCCCUCCACCCCUUAUCAAAGUUGCCAGCAAUACAAGACCCUGCUCAAAACUUGGAGGUCAGUAUUAUACGGUGUCUCACAGAUCUGUGAAUAGCAGCGAUUUGAAGCAAGAAAGGUCGUUUUUUCCUCGGACUCUCUCGAUAUUUUGCAUCUGGUUGAAGUUUCUUGUUGAGAAAAGUAUAAUAAAAUCUUGACGCCACGGGCGUAGAACAAGGAUCCCCAACGAAAAGACAUGCCAGAGCACCAUGUGGGUACUAUAUUUACUCAGCAGCUGAGACCCGCUUGGCGAUCAAAGUCAAUUACAAGGGUCAUAUCUAACAGGCGUCCUGUACUCUGCGAGGAUAAACAAUGUCGAUAGUUUAUUGUGUGUCGAUAAAUAAUGAAAGAUGAGAAACAUUAAGUUUGAUAUUGAAUGAGAAACAUAAAAUAAAAGUCAUGUCGUGAGGGUGGGACAAGAAGGUUUACAACUAAGACUCUAUCAUUAAUUUUUUAUUUUAACUUUCAGAUUAUAUCAUUGUGGCCGUGUUGCUGGGAAAAUAUUUUGUGUUUUAGCUGUUGUUGACCUGUUUUUACUUUGGUUUCUCGACUGGCUUUUUCCUAGAAAGGUGAGUCUAGGUUUCCUUACUCAAAGAUAAUCCGCCACUAAUUUACAGGUGUAAUUAUGUGACUGAGUUUUGAAAGACUCCUUGCUUAAAAGAUCUUUUGUUCCUGCUGCGCCCAUCCAGGCCCCAGUUUUUCGAAAGGCACAAAACGUUGUCCUGUGGAUAAAUGUCUAUCCAGUGCAUAAAUCAAUUGGUUUCCCUAAUACUUAUCUACUAGACAGUGAUUUAUCCGAUGGAUAGCGUUAUUCACCUUUUGAACAACUGGGGCCAAAACAACUAUGAUUUAUAUGAAAUCUGCGUCAUGGGAAACUUGCUUCUCAGUCAAUGAUGUAAUACAGGAAUCUCAUGCUCUUGAGGCUUAACCCUCAGGACCAUUUUCUCUAAAUUCAACCAGCUUAAUACGGACACUUUCUAUGACCCUCUCAGUGCCCAUAUUAACGGGGUUCGGGGUUCGGAAUUGUACGCUGCAAUCUACAAUUCCCUGUUAAUAACUGCUUACUUAUUGGUAUGGAUUUAAAGCUAUUUAUCUUUUAGUUCACUUCCUCUUUAUAACCACCAAAGGUGCAUGGUUUUUCUCAGUUGGCUUCAAACGUUACAUCAAGAGCCAUUUUCCCAGCAUAUAUGUGACGCGAGCAAAAUACCUUGAAACAAGUGCCUAGCAUAAUGUUCCUCUCUUUUCCAAUUUCAUCUGUCACUUCUGAAUGAUGCAGGUUUGAUCCUACCUCUUCCUCCUCACCCGCAUCGUUUGCACUUUGGUUCGCAAACAAAGGCCAGCGCGAAACGCGAGGGCUAGGGUCCGAUGGAAAGAGAAAGAGAGGUUACGUUGUUUACCAUUUACAUGGGUAAAACGGUCGGUCCACGGUUUGGACAAAUGGUACUCAAAAUUCAUGAUUGGUGAGUUUCGUCCCAGAAUUGCGUUUACCAUUUAAUCAGUGCAUUAACCGAAUAACGACCGCGAAGGCCUGAAACUGGUGUCAAAGAUGGCUUUAAAGAAUGAAACACGAAUUUCCGUGUGGAAGAUUCCGUCCGGAAAAACAGGACUACCAUCGGCACUUUAGAUGUCCCAUUGCUUACCGAAAUUUUCCACUGGAACGACCCAAAAUGUCGUGCUCCGUUUACUUUUCAAUCGGGUUUUCCUGAAACUUUUUGUAAAUGGUAAACAGCUUAAGCCUAUCGUCCGCCUUCUCUUGAUCUUUCCCGUCGAGGCAACGAGGCAGGGUUAGAUCCGUUUAAACACAGUUGUCAGUUGGCGGCGUUGAAUGUUGCUGGAUCGCAGUAAAGUGAUGAGUUAAAACUAUUGUCCCUUGAAACGGAUUUAACACGGUUCCAUAACAUUGUUAUAUGACGCUGGGUUCAGUUUGAACGAACUUUUGUUUUUUUCCCUGAGUUUUAAUGUCUUAUUACGCUUGCCUUUUCAGAACAUUGACAUUGCUCCUUCAUAUUACGAUCGCCGCGACAGAUGGAAAUCGGAAGACGAUAGAACACGGAGCGGUUCCGCAAGAAAUACGUCUUCCUCAUGUAGAGAACAACGGCUAAACAAUGACAGUUUGGGAAGAUAA